Molecule: messenger RNA, 3395 nt
Organism: Drosophila novamexicana
Lineage: Eukaryota; Metazoa; Arthropoda; Insecta; Diptera; Drosophilidae
Gene: yata
Product: N-terminal kinase-like protein
Exons: 10
Coding region: 720-3344 (874 amino acids)
Biological process (GO): protein phosphorylation
Molecular function (GO): ATP binding; protein kinase activity
Source: RefSeq, a predicted model, not a curated record
AUGAAUUAAUCAAAAUUUCAAACACACCGUACUUUCUUGUAGUUAUAAUUAUAUUUUCUUUAAGUUUAUAAAUAUGAAUUUGUUUUAAUCGGUACAUGGUAAUUAGUCAAUCGAUUGCAUAUACGAAGUCAGCUGCUCUACCAUUCGAUUGUGCACCCCUAGUUCGCGUGUCAUCACUAAAGCAACCAAAAGCAAGAGGAAGCAAAAAGCUGACGUACUCGGGAAAAGUUUAGAAUUAAUUAAGCAAUAUAAUACUUAUUAGGCAAAACGCUGUAGUUUAUAAUGUAACAUAGUGCAACAACAAACGCGUUAGUCUUUAAUCUUGCAUUAAGCCCAAAUACCAAACGAUUGUAAAAAAGUAUGUUGGAAAAUUGUUGCUGCUGUGCAUAGGAAACCGAACAACAGAGAGUAGAAGAGCAAGUGUGUUGGCCAGCCAAAUUGUUGAUGAAAUUCAUAUAUAUGUAGAUGAUACUUCAGCCUUAAUAUCCGAAACCCUAACAGCUGGCACUAAACAAAAGGAAUACAAUAAAUGCAAACGGCUGAAAACGCCUCUCUUCUACUGCCUUAAACAAUAGUCAACACAGCAACACAGACAGCAACAGCUGUGUGUGUGCGCGCGUGUGUGUACGUGCGUGUGCGGGUGUGUGUGUGUGUGUGUGUGUUGUCGUAUUUUGUGUGUGUCCGGACGUAACAAAAUAUUGAGCCGUCGAGCAAAACACAUGAUGUGGUCGUUCUUUUCGCGCGACUCCUCCAAAGACUUUCCAUAUGACAUUGGCGAACCCGUUGCUGGUUUUGACAAUUAUUCCAUAUGGACACUGCACAAGGCCAAGCGCAAGGGCACCCUCGAGGAGGUCUCUGUCUUUGUCUAUGACAUACGCAGCGGCUCCGAUACGAAAUGUGAGCUGGCCAAGGCGGCGCUGAAACGCCUCAAAACGUUGCGUCAUCCGAGCAUACUACAAUAUCUGGACUCACUGGAAACGGAUAAAAUGCUUUAUGUGGCCACCGAGGCGGUGGAUCCACUGGGCACAUAUUUUACCAAACUUGCCACAGACAAUGUACAGAAAGGCCUCUAUUUAGCCUGGGGCAUAUUUCAAAUCACGCGUGCUUUAUCAUUUCUCAAUAACGAUGGUAAUUUGCGGCACAACAAUGUUUCUGCUUGGUCGGUUUUUGUCAAUGCCUCCGGCGAAUGGAAGUUAGGCAGCCUGGAGUAUGUCGCUGCCGCUGAUGGUAAUCCCUUGCCGCCUGUGAAAAUACCUGUCACGCUGGAGGUAUAUGAUGCGCCGGAGAAGAAUGAUCAGAGCAAGCUCAAGGCAGCCACCAAGUGUUCCGUGGACAUGUGGGGCCUCGGUUGUCUCGUUUGGGAGGCCUUCAACGGCGUGUUAAAGCAGCGGUCCAAUCUCAAGGAUAUUGAACACAUACCCAAAUCGUUACAAUCGCUUUAUUGUGAACUGGUUGGCGCAUCGCCUUCGAAUCGACCCAAUCCGGCGGAUAUUAUUACGCGUUGUCGUAAACCAGGCGGCUUCUUUAAGAAUGAUUUGGUGGACACGCUGCUCUUUCUCGAAGAAAUCCAGAUUAAAGACAAGGCGGAAAAGAAUCGUUUCUUUAGCGGCCUGACCACGCAUCUGGAGAGCUUUCCGGAUAAUGUUUGUAAACACAAAAUACUUCCACAGCUGAUAACCGCUUACGAAUAUGGAGAUGCUGGCUCUGCGGUGUUGGCGCCGAUGUUUAAGCUGGGCAAACUGCUGGAUGAGCAGGAAUAUCAGAAACGUAUUGUGCCCUGCGUGGUAAAGCUCUUUGCUUCGACGGAUCGCGUGACCCGUUCACGUCUGUUGCAGCAAUUGGAUCUGUUUAUUGCACACCUGCAGCCACCGGUGGUCAAUGAUCAGAUAUUUCCACAAGUGGCGCAUGGCUUCCUGGACACAAAUGCCACCAUACGAGAGCAGACGGUUAAGUCCAUUAUUCAUUUGGCGCCCAAGCUGAACUACAACAAUCUCAACGUAGAGGUGCUGCGACAUUUUGCGCGUUUACAGGCGCGCGAUGAUCAGGGUGGCAUACGCACCAAUACAACAGUAUGCUUGGGCAAGAUUGCGCCACAUCUGCAUCCGCAGGUGCGUCAGCGUGUCCUCGUCUCGGCCUUUAUACGUGCCAUGCGUGAUCCCUUUCCGCCGGCUCGUGUUGCUGGCGUCCUCGCGCUCGCAGCCACACAGCAAUAUUUUUUGCUUAGUGAGGUGGCCAAUCGUGUCUUACCAUCCUUGUGUUCGCUGACUGUUGAUCCAGAAAAAACAGUGCGCGAUCCGGCCUUUAAAACAAUACGUGGUUUUCUGGGAAAACUGGAGAAGGUCUCCGAAGAUCCCAGUCUGCGCGAGACAAUGGAAGCGGAUGUCCAUACCGCCACGCCUUCGAUCGGUAAUGCGGCUGCCACCUGGGCGGGCUGGGCAGUCACAGCCGUUACAGCCAAGUUCUAUCGCAGCCAAAGCGAUUCAUCCAGACCCAGACCGCCAUUAACAGGUCGCAAUCUAUCAAAGCCAGCUUCGUUGGAGCAACCCUCGAGCAGCAGCCUGUCGACCACUACAAGUAGCGUUACCUCCAUGACCUCCUUGGAGCAUGAAAGCAACGAUACAUCCGCCUCUGCCUCCGACUAUGGCAACAACGAUUGGGACAAUGAAAACUGGGGUGAAAUGGAUACCUCCCAGGAUCCCAGCAGUCCGCUGGCAGCCAGCUCCAACAAUGGUCAACUAGUGGCUGCCAAUGCGCUGAGCGAAGUUCGCGACGGCUGGGACAAUGAGGAAUGGGGCAGCCUGGAAGAGGAUCCGUGCGAGGAGGAGGAGCAAGCGGAGCAGGAGCAACAGCAGCAACAGUUGGCUAGACAAUCGAUAUCCUCAACGACAUCGUCCAGCCAGCAACAGCAGCGACCCCUGCUGCCGCAUCAGCAUCAACAGCAGCUGCAGCAGCAUGAGCUGAAUGAUCUUAUCGAGCCGCUGGCUAAACUGAAUUCACACAUCACUUUAUCGCCAUCGCGACAACAGCUGCGACCAAAGGAGCUGGCUAAUCUAUCGAGCAGCGCCAACACCUCACCGACAACGCCGGGUGCUUUCACCAAUUGCAAUAACAUAAGUUCGCCUACGUCACAUUUGAAUAAUUCGACGCAUAACGCCAAUUGGAAUAGCGAUUCCUGGGCCGAUGGUGAAUUUGAGCCCUUUGAUGAGCCGGGCUUAGGCAACAGCAAACUGGAUGAGGCGCGUAGAAAGCGCGAGGAGAAGAAGUUGCAGCGUCAGCGUGAACUGGAGUCGCGAAGAGCGCAACGCGCCACGGGCCCAUUAAAAUUGGGCGCUAAAAAGCUUUAAAAGGAUUUACAGAAGCAAAAAAAACAAGCAAAAAAGCUUGCAAUUGGCAUU